UUACCCGGUUUAUCUGUUUUUUUCAAACUUGCAAAUCUUCAAAAAUUUAAAAAUAUGUUUAUUGAAAAAAUCCACAGGGAAGUGAACCCUCUCAGUUCAAAGCCACGUUGUUCAGGGUCAAUUGUAUUAUAUUUCCAUGUCAUUUUUAUAACUACCCAUACUGGCUAAAGGCAAAAUGGUAGCUUACCUUUAUUGGACUGAUAAUGAUAUCCCUUGAUAGUUGGUAAAAGGAGCUGUUUUACCCAGCGUUUUCCCAUCAUCUUCUUUCUUUCCCAUUACACGAUAUGAAUGGUAACAAUGUACUUUUACGAGAGGCUUUAUUCAUUGAGGAUUAAUGUGUUAUAAGCAGUAUAAUAAAGACUUUAGAUGGCUAACAACAGCCCCGCGCUGACAGGCAACUCACAGCUGCAGCACCAGACGGCCGCUGCUGCGGCUCAGCAACAGCAGCAGUGCGGCGGCGGCGGCGGCGGCGGCGGCGGCGGCGUAGCGCCGGCGGUCUGCGGCAAGCAGGGCAAUGUGCUCCCUCUCCGGGGCAACGAGAAGACCAUGAACCUCAACCCCAUGAUCCUGACCAACAUCCUGUCGUCGCCUUGCUUCAAAGUACAGCUCUACGAGCUCAAGACCUACCACGAGGUGGUGGACGAGAUCUACUUUAAGGUCACGCACGUUGAACCAUGGGAGAAAGGAAGCAGGAAAACAGCUGGCCAGACAGGGAUGUGCGGAGGGGUAAGUAGAGUUCGAGGUGUUGGAACAGGAGGAAUUGUUUCUACAGCAUUUUGCCUGUUAUACAAAUUAUUUACCCUAAAGUUAACUCGAAAGCAAGUGAUGGGUCUUAUAACUCACACAGACUCUCCAUAUAUUAGAGCGCUUGGAUUUAUGUAUAUAAGAUAUACACAGCCCCCUAAAGAUCUGUGGGACUGGUUUGAAUCCUUCCUUGAUGAUGAAGAGGACCUAGAUGUGAAGGCUGGUGGAGGCUGUGUAAUGACCAUUGGAGAAAUGCUACGAUCUUUUCUCACAAAACUGGAGUGGUUUUCUACCUUGUUUCCAAGAAUUCCAGUUCCAGUUCAAAAGAAUAUUGAUCAACAGAUUAAAACCCGACCUAGAAAAAUCAAGAAAGAUGGGGAGGAAGGUGCUGAGGAAAUAGACAGACAUGUUGAACGCAGACGUUCAAGGUCUCCAAGGAGAUCUCUGAGUCCACGGAGGUCCCCAAGAAGAUCAAGAAGUAGAAGUCAUCAUCGGGAGGGCCAUGGGUCUUCUAGUUUUGACAGAGAAUUAGAAAGAGAGAAAGAACGCCAGCGACUAGAGCGUGAAGCCAAAGAAAGGGAGAAAGAACGGCGAAGAUCCCGAAGUAUUGACCGGGGGUUAGAACGUAGGUGCAGCAGAAGUAGGGAAAGGCAUAGAAGUCACAGUCCAAGUCGUGAUAGGAAAGGGGAUAGAAGGGACAGGGAUCGAGAAAGAGAGAAGGAAAAUGAGAGAGGUAGAAGACGAGAUCGUGACUAUGAUAAGGAAAGAGGAAAUGAACGAGAAAAAGAGAGAGAGCGAUCAAGAGAAAGGUCCAAGGAACAGAGAAGUAGGGGAGAGGUAGAAGAGAAGAAACAUAAAGAAGACAAAGAUGAUAGGCUGCACAGAGAUGACAAAAGAGAUUCCAAGAAAGAGAAAAAACACAGUAGAAGCAGAAGCAGAGAAAGGAAACACAGAAGUAGGAGUCGAAGUAGAAAUGCAGGGAAACGAAGUAGAAGUAGAAGCAAAGAGAAAUCAAGUAAACAUAGAAAUGAAAGUAAAGAAAAAUCAAAUAAACGAAGUCAAAGUGGCAGUCAAGGAAGAACUGACGGUGUUGAAAAAUCAAAAAAACGGGAACAUAGUCCCAGCAAAGAAAAAUCUAGAAAGCGUAGUGGAAGCAGUUCCCACAAACGAGAUCACAGUGAUAGUAAGGACCUCAAACAUGAUCAUCGAAGGAGCCAAAGUAUAGAACAAGAGAGCCAAGAAAAACAGCAUAAAAACAAAGAUGAGACUGUGUGAAAAUAUUUUGUAAAAGUGGAUCACAUUGAAUCCUAUAAAUGAUUAAAUCUGCUUUUUUUCCCCCAAGUUGAGAUUGUGCAGUAGUUCGCACUCCUCAAGCUCUCCCUGUAGGCUGCAUUUUCAUUUCCUCUUUUGUGUAGGGAAGUGCCUUUGUAAUUCCAUUUAUUGCAUUGGUGUUUUCCCCCAAUUGUUAAGUUUGACACAUGAUGCACAGAUUGUUCUUGCAUUUUUAUUGUUUGUUUUUGAAAUGUACAGUCUGUACAUAUGUCCUGAAAAUGUUUUAAUUCCUUUGGCAUGGUUGCCAUGUUGGUUAAAUUUGUAUAAGGCAAUAAACUGCCACUAAUCUA
This is a messenger RNA of Symphalangus syndactylus (siamang), 2366 nucleotides long. RefSeq names its product pre-mRNA-splicing factor 38B. Lineage: Eukaryota; Metazoa; Chordata; Mammalia; Primates; Hylobatidae. The record is from RefSeq and is a predicted model, not a curated record.